GCGUUUCCUACGUGUGUGUGUCUGUGUGCAUGUGUGUGCGUUUGUUCGGUUGGCAUUUUUCCACAGCUACCUUUGGCCAUGCAGAACGACGAGGAACCAUCUGGAGCUGGAGCUCCGGGGCUUGGUGGUAACUCGGACUCCAUACAAAGCCCACCGUCCGCGGCUCCCCGGCGACCCAAGCCGGGAAUUCUCCGCCUGGACAUUGGCAAGCCGCGACGCUCAUCAGGUGGUUCCGUCGAUUUCCGCUGCGUGGGCAGCAGCAGCAGUAAUGGCCACAACAGCAACAUGGCCACUGGCGCCAACAGUGAGAACAACUCGGGAGUCACUUCGCCCCAUCAAUUAUCUGUGACCUGGGCACCGCCAUGCGACUUGGAUAGAGGUGGCUGGCAAAUGCAGAGCAGCGCCGAUGCCAAGAGGGAAUUCUACAAAGGACAGAGAGGCAGAAGAGCUGCAUCACAGGAGGACCAUAGAUCCUACGAACUGAACGAUUUUCCAUUGCAAAACCAGAGCAGCGACGCCGAAAGCAGCCACCACGAGCCCCAGUUUGGCCAGUAUCCACCAGGAAUCGGAAUCGAGGAUGGCGGCGGCUGCGACAUUGACGAUGAGGAGAGCUACACAAUUUCCGUAUCGGCAAUAAUGCAGAGACGUGCCAGUGUGCGCGGCUAUCGGGGCAAACGUGGCAGCCGGAGUUCGCGACGAGCAUCCAGUCCAAUGGAUCACGUCCUGGAUAGUGUGGAGCGGCGACGCUCCAGUGUCUAUACGACAAGUUCAGAGGAGGGCACCAAUCAGGAGUCCACACAAGAGCAAAUCUUUGAGAACAUCCGCCUGCACAAGGAGGUCAUACAGUCGGUGAAGCUACAGCCAUGGCCCAUCCGCAAGAAGCUCAAGUUGGUUCGGCAGGCCAAAACAUAUGUGGCACGCCACGAAGGCGCGCUCCAGGAGCGAUUCGCCAUGUCACGCAGCACCAGGGACUUGUGGGCGAGGUUUAAAAUUUUAAUGGCGGCAAGAUGGCGGCACUGGAAACGAGAGACGACCAGUUUUCUUACCGUCCUCAUACCCUGGGAGCUGCGCAUCAAGGAAAUCGAAUCGCACUUCGGCUCCGGCGUAGCCUCCUACUUUACAUUUCUGCGCUGGCUUAUGUGGGUCAAUAUCAUGAUUGCCAUUCCGCUGGUCGCCUUUGUCAUUGGCCCCGAGUACUUUGCCACGAAACACGGCGAAACGGAUCCGAGGAAAAUGAUGUCCGAUCCGGAGGCUCGGGUUGCCGGCAACCUUUUUACAUUCUGGGAAUUCGAGGGAUACCUGAAAUAUUCACCGAUGUUUUAUGGCUACUAUUCAAGCACAUCCGGCAUUAGCACGUCCGGAUAUAAGCUGCCCUUAGCAUAUUUCCUUACCGCCGUUCUGGUCUAUAUCUACAGCUUUGUGGCCACGCUGAGGAAGAUGGCGGAAAACUCGCGCAACUCGAAACUUUCCUCGAAGGACGACGAAUGCGUCUUCUCGUGGAAGCUCUUCACCGGCUGGGACUUUAUGAUUGGACACGCGGAGACGGCCCACAAUCGCAUCGCAUCCGUGGUGGUUGGCUUCAAGGAGGCCCUACUGGAGGAGGCUGAGAAGAAGAAGGAUAAUCGCAACUGGCGGGUGAUACUCCAGAGAAUACUGGUCAAUAUCCUGGUAAUGGGACUGCUGGCCUUGUCGGGGGCCACGGUGGUGCUGUUGGUCAAUCACUCUGAGGAUUUGGCCAAGCACGACAACUGGCUGAGUCGCAAUGCAGUGAACGUGACCAUGACUCUGCUCUCCUUUUUCCUGCCCAUGAUAUUCGAGGCUCUGGGCUUGUUUGAGAACUGGCAUCCCAGGCAGCAGCUGCGAUUGCAAUUGGCACGAAUUAUGAUCCUGAACAUGUUGAAUUUGUACUCUCUGAUGUUCUCCUUCAUCUACAAGAUAAACAGCAAAGAGAAACCGCUGCAGAUGUUAAAAUUGGAGAAUGAAACAAAUACCAUGGAGCUGAAGAAUCUGCUAAGUUCGAUUGAAGCUCUGCGGGCCAUGACCCCCACGACUUCGCUGUAUAGUGAGAGUACAUCAGAUGGCCUUUUUGAUGACUCCACCUCAAGUGCAUCUUGGGGUGACGAUAAUGGCAGCUCCUUUUCGACCACAGCUGCUGCCGCUUUAAUCUCCACCACAUUGCAACGUCUUAAGUGCUACAACAAGACAGUUAAAUGCUCAAAACCAGGACGCAACAUCAUCAGUGCCAAGAACUUGGCUACUACUUUGAUGGUUCUCAACCUGACAACGCCAGCCAUGGUCCCACCAACAUUGCCCACAACAUUGCCCACCAUACCACCCACGACAUUGAGUACUUGGACAACCACAGAGGCAACUACGACGACAACAACAUCACCUUGGACCACUUUACCACCCCCGACAACUUUCCCUCCCUCCACAACUUUACCGCCGUCGACAACUUCAACGCUCCCGCCAACAACAACCGAGGCAACCACCACGACUGAAAGAACCUCUACAGGAGCACUAACAACAACCACAUUAUUAACCACCUCUACCAAAAUUGAUAACACAACAGCAGCUUCCACUAGCAAGCCAUCACCAACUAAUAGUGAAAUCGCAAACUCAACUAUCAAUAUUGCCACAUUGAGCACAGCAGCAACGACUGUUAAGACUACUGCUUCACCUCCCAGUAGCACCAUAAAACCCACUACAACCACAACCACCACUGAAAAGUCCCAGACAGAUGACAACUUCUUCUACACCACUGGCGAUGAUGACGGCUCCUACGAUUAUGGCAGCGAUGAACCCAUAGCUUCCGCUUCAGAUGCAACAUCAGAUGCACCGGAAAAUUAUAGCUACUCCGAUAUUACAGAUUACUCGUCGGAACCGCCAGAAAUUGAUGAUUUCGAUGAUCAGGAAAACACUGAUCAGGCAGAUGAUCCGCUGGCUAAAGUGUUAGAACAAAUUGAUGAGGAAGAGCCGAAGAAUCGCAGUAAGAGGGCAUUGAGUGAUUCACCUUUCUUUGCCAGCAAAUAUAGCAGGCGACAUCGUAACGAUUCCGCAGUCACUGGAGGCCAACUGAGAGAAACCACCGAGGCGGGAAAUGCCACACCCAAUCGGUGGCCCAUCAAUUGGCCACCCUUCAGACAAACCACACCGAGCACCACUACAACAAAGAGAACUCCGAGCGGUAUUCUUUCAAAAGAGGAAUGGGAAAAUCUUAAACGCCUUCGAUAUAGGCAAACCACAUCCACAAGUACUACUACAACAACGACUGCAAAGCCUAGAAGAAGAUAUCGAACCACGACUACAGAGCUGACAAGCACCACCGAGGAGGAAUCAUCCACAACGGAGAGUUCCACUGAAUCGACAAGUCCAGAGAGCAGCACUAACGCGUAUGAUAGUAGUAGUAGUGGCUUCACAACCACCGAAGAAGAUGAGUACACCACCACGGAAGGACCAAAGUCCCCUUAUUACGUUGGUAUUGUGAAUUUCUCUGAGAAGGGGAGUACCACCUAUUAUGAUAGAGACAGCGAGUUUCUGGAGGACUGUGUGAUUACCAUAUGCCCCGAGGGCGACGAAAUCUUCGGCAGCACCACUGAAAGUUCGGAUAGCACAACCCAGAGUAGCGACUCCAAACAGUUAACCACUGUGAAACUCACUCCGUUGGAGCGAAAGCAAAAGCGUCUGAAGGAAGUGCAGCUGGCGAUUAAGCAAAUACAAACCAAUCUGACUACCAUGUGCUGGGAGACAUCCUUGGGCCAGGAGCUCUCGAAAGUUAUCGUCUUUGACGGGCUGAUGUCCAUUGUGGCGCCACUGUGCAUUGACUUUCUGCGCGCCCUCUUCGUGCGGUAUGUCAAUCAAAACUGGUGCUGGGACAUGGAGAAGACCUUUCCCCAGUACGGCGACUUCAAGAUAGCCGAGAACAUCCUGACGUUGAUUAAUAACCAGGGCCAAGUGUGGAUGGGCAUAUUCUUCUCGCCGGGCCUGGUGCUCAUCAACCUGGUCAAAUUGAUGAUCAUGAUGUACUUCCGUUCUUGGAUAGUGCUCACCUGCAAUGUGCCGCACGAGGUGGUGUUCAAAGCUUCGAAAUCGAACAAUUUCUACCUAUCGCUGCUGUUGACCAUGUUGUUCCUUUGCGUUCUGCCAGUGGGAUAUGCCAUUGUGUGGCUGCGACCCUCCUGGCAUUGUGGACCCUUCUCGGAGUACAACAGAAUAGCUGAGUUUAUCACGAACACCACCAGAAAUGCUCUUCCAAAACAACUCCACGAGCCCCUGGACUAUCUAACCUCCUCGAGCACUGUGAUUCCAUUGCUGCUCCUGCUCAUCCUUAUUAUAUAUUACCUGGUUUCCCUGACCGGUGCUCUUCGAGAAGCUAAUCAGGAUUUGCGCACCCAGCUCCAAAAGGAACGCGAGGAGGAGCGCAAGAAGAUCUUUAAGGUGCCGGAGGUCAAGCAGGCGGAACCUACUGCCACCACCCUAACAAAUCGGUGGCGCAAAGUCCUGGAGGCCAGCUCUCCAGUUACACCUACCCAACCGCCAGAUUUCGAUACGGAGGAGUACAAAAAUCAAGCCCGGAAAGAGCUAAUCUCACGCAUCAUGAAGAAGGCGCUGCGCAAGGGCUCUGCCACCUCGGAUGAGGACUCGUUUGUGCGGCGGGAUGACGAUGACACGGACACCGAGCACCAGGAUUCUUUGCCUCACGACGAGGAGGCCAAAGACAAGAGGUUCGGCCUGUCGCGAUUGCAGCAAAUCCGGCGAACCCGCAAACCAUCUCUCGUGGACAUCGUGCAGAUUGCCAAGCAGGAGCGGGCACGGGCAGGAUCCAUUGUGGCUGGGACUAGCUCUACGGGUACUGGCAAUUUUCCGGUAAAGGAGACCCAUCCCAAGAGCCGAUUCAAAGUCGAGAAACACGAGCGCAAGGACAGAGGAAGCGUGAAAGAGAAAAAGGAUACCAAACACAAGCAGCAGCCGCCGCCCAAUGAAUCGCCCAAGGACAAUGAACAUGAUCCGGAUACAAAUUCAAGGAUUGUCAGCGAACGCCGCGCCAGUUUGCUGAGGCGCCACAAGGCGCAGGGUGGAGAGGAAGAUGAAACACCUACCACCCCAGAACCACCGCAAACACCCACCGUGCCAGUUGAGCCUGUGGAACAGACUCCGGAGGAAUCCACACCAGAAACUCCUACGCUGGCCAAAAGCAAAUUCCACAUAGUUGAUGAAAAAAAACCGCCGCAGGAGGUCGAAGAUAAACCCUUGCCGACAACCAAGGGUAGUAACGGAGGUAGCGGCGGCGGUAGUUUGGGAAAGUUCAAGUUCCGUAAGCACAAAUUCAAGUCAAAUAAUGCGGUUACAAAGCCGGAGCCCGAAGUGUUCAAGUUCGACGAGCGGAGUGUGGAAAAGAACACGGACGUAGCCACUCCUGCUACGGAACAGCACCUGAACAGUGAGCUAGGCGGCGGGGAAGAACAGGAAAAAAGUCUGCCCUCACCUACUCCCAGCCAAGGUCAGGGUCACCAUCAGCGGCAAUUGUCUGUCCUUUCGCGUCAGGGCCGGAAAAAGAUCGGCAACUUGUUGGCCCUGGUUCGCGAGGCAGUGAAUCUCAAAAAGGAUGAUGUCGAGCAACAAGGUUCGGAUGAGUCGCCAGGUCCCACGACGCCCACUUAUUUAGCCUACACUCCACCACCACCACCAUCAGUAUUGUCCAGCGUGUCCAGCUCUACAGCUCUGGAAAUGCCACCCACUCCAGAACCGGAAUCUCCCACGCCCAGUGCACCAUUGCAUUUUGGCAGUAGCACUUCCUCUCGUCCCCCCACAAAGCCACCAAAGCCUCCAGUUGUUCCCACAUCAACCACUGCUCCUACGGCCACGAUGGAUGAUCUAGAGGAACUGGACAUGGCCGGUCCAAUUACAUUCCCCAAACGUAGCGAUUCCCAUCGACGCCGCACCAUGCGCCAGGACUCGCAGAGUUCGAUUUGGUCGGAUAAUAUACCCACCAUUACGAUUAGCACCACCGGCAGCGAUGAGUGCAUUGUGGAUGCAGCUGCACAUCAAAAUGGACUGCCCGAAUCGCGAAGUACUUCCCCGGGGCCAACGGUCAACAUCAUAAAGAUUGACAUUGAGAACGAGCAGGAGAAAUAAUAACCCUGCUGGUUAAGUGCCUUUAACGCCAGAUUGUCUUCUUAAUUAAAGAAAUUAGCAUUCUUCCUACUCUACUAACCAUUUAGCUUCAAUCUUGUUCUUCAGCAUUUUGGAAAAUGAAAUUUCAUCUGCUUGUUUAUUUCCAAAAGAAAUUAAAAUAAACCA
Drosophila eugracilis is the source of this 6300-nucleotide messenger RNA. RefSeq lists its product as uncharacterized. Bases 79 to 6135 code for a protein of 2018 amino acids. The record is from RefSeq and is a predicted model, not a curated record. Gene Ontology annotation, molecular function: mechanosensitive monoatomic ion channel activity. Gene Ontology annotation, cellular component: plasma membrane. NCBI's taxonomy places the organism in Eukaryota, Metazoa, Arthropoda, Insecta, Diptera, Drosophilidae. The transcript is spliced from 19 exons.